Messenger RNA from Ostertagia ostertagi, 600 nucleotides. NCBI's taxonomy places the organism in Eukaryota, Metazoa, Nematoda, Chromadorea, Rhabditida, Trichostrongylidae. The record is from the annotation of a GenBank genome assembly.
AUGCACAUAAUUCUCCUGUGCAUGGCAACAUGGGUCCAGAGUGUCGUGUGUGAUGAACUCGUUCUUGUGCAAACGGUAUUCCGACAUGGCGACCGCGCUCCAAUGGCAGGCAGUACUUCUCGAGAAUCAGAGAGCUACUACUUCAGAGGCAAGGAACAACUUACCGAUAAAGGACUUCAACAGGCUCAUCAACUGGGAGUGAGCCUGCGACGGCGAUACGUCGACAACGGUUUCCUUGAUGCGCGGUACCUCCCAUCUCAGGUGGUGUUCAGGAGCAGUCCCGUGGAGCGUUGCCUUAUGACAGCAUCUGCUGCAGCAUCUGCAAUGUUCAAUACCACCGAAUACGGACAAUCAAUCGCUAUCCCAAUAUUCACUGUUCCCAAGAAGGAUGACUACUAUGACAUGCUGAUCGAAUUGUUAAAGCAGGAAUCGGAACGGUUAAACUACACCCGUGUAGUUGGCAAUCGAUUGCACGUGUUCGAGCCGCUGUUUCUCGAGGUACAACAACUUCCUUCUAACGUGCAUUCUUGGGCAAAUGUGUAUCAUCUCAAUGUAACAUGGAUUUGCUUUGUAAUUGCGAGAAAACUGCAUCAUCUUUGG